AUGGACGUCUCAAGCAACCGUCUCUUCCGCUUCUCCAAGCCAGAAUGGCUCAACAACGCCGCCGUCCGUAACGCAGGCGUCUACACCUCCGGCGCCCUGUUCGCCGCGGGCUUCUUCUUCCUCGUGGACGUCGCCGCCUUCUCGCAUAGCCCCCUCAAUGGCUCAGACGUGCAUAUCAAGUUCGUGGACUGGAUCCCCGGCAUCUGUUCCGCACUGGGCAUGCUGGUGAUCAACUCGAUUGAGAAAUCGAGGUUGCAGGCCGAUAGUUUCAGCUAUUCGGGGACGGGCGUUGCGUGGAAGGCGCGAUUUGUGUUAUUCCUUGGCUUUGCGCUUUUGGCGGGUGGUCUUGCUGGGAGUGUCACUGUCAUGGUUCUCAAAUACCUUAUCAAGGAUUAUCCGAUUCAGACGCUCUACUUCGGUAUCGCGAAUGUGGUUGCGAAUGGACUGGUCAUGAUGAGUUCGGUUGUUCUCUGGGUGUCGCAGAAUAUUGAGGAUGACUACACUUACAACCUGGCUCUAUGA
This is a messenger RNA of Penicillium maclennaniae, 522 nucleotides long. Its product is annotated as UPF0220 family protein. The coding region runs from base 1 to 522 and encodes 173 amino acids. The record is from RefSeq and is a predicted model, not a curated record. Gene Ontology annotation, cellular component: Vps55/Vps68 complex; fungal-type vacuole membrane. Gene Ontology annotation, biological process: late endosome to vacuole transport via multivesicular body sorting pathway; protein targeting to vacuole. The transcript has 3 exons. Lineage: Eukaryota; Fungi; Ascomycota; Eurotiomycetes; Eurotiales; Aspergillaceae.